AAUUGCUACUGCCAAAAACCACACAGAAAAAGAGCAAUGGAGUCUGCUAAAGCAAAAAUCAAUGGCCACCAAAAUGUCAUUGUGAUGCGUCACGGUGAUCGAGCUGACAAACGCGAGCCACUUUGGGUCGUAACCGCCGUGAGACCGUGGGAUCCUCCGCUCGUUCACGAGGGUAAAGUUCAAGCCUUUCAAACCGGUCAAAGAAUCCGAUCUGAGGUUGGGUUUCCGAUUCACCGAGUCAUUGUUUCUCCUUUCCUCCGCUGCAUACAGACUGCUGCCGAAGUCGUCGCCGCUCUCUCAGCUGUUGAUCUCGAUCACAACGCUGUGUCUUCUAAAGAUGUGCCUUCCAUCGAUAACUCUAAGCUCAAGGUAGCUAUUGAAUUUGGAUUGUGCGAGAUGCUGAACACAGGGGCUAUUAAGAAUAAGGUUGCUCCCAAAGAUGGGAAGUUUGAUUUCAAGAUUUCGGAACUACAAGCUAUGUUUCCUGAGGGAACAAUUGACAUUAAUGUGGAUAUGGCUUGUAAAGAGUUGCCACAAUGGGAAGAAUCUGCGGAAUACUUUAGAGAACGAUAUGUUACUACAUUGAAGGUUCUUGCAGACAAGUAUCCUUCUGAAAAUUUGUUAUUAGUUACUCAUUGGGCUGGAGUAGGUACUAUACUUUGCAAAUACUUCAAAGAUGCAACUAAGUACUUAGUAGAUUAUUGUGGUUCUGUUGAACUGAGAAGGCAGGUUUCCAAAAGUAAUGUAUCUGAGGAAUUUGAGGUGGUUACUAGUCAUGGUGUAGCUUUCAAGGACAACAAAGCCCCAAUCCAUGGUCCUGUUAUAACCUAAUCUUCGAUUUAUCCGGUUUUGUAUAUGAAUAUUUGGUUUCACGGGUUUGAUUCAAUAUAAUAACAUUAUAUAAACACGUAAAAAAUCAAACAUAUGAAAGGGUUUUAUUUGUAUUGUAUUUGUAUUGUGUAAGCACGAGCAUUGCCAUUAGACAAGAAACAUGUGAUCUAAUGGUAUAUAUAUAUAUAUAUAUAUAUAUAUUUUUCCCAUCUGUCUUUUAAUAAAUUUCCACAUUUCAACUCACGUUCCAUGUU
This is a messenger RNA of Raphanus sativus (radish), 1085 nucleotides long. RefSeq lists its product as uncharacterized. The record is from RefSeq and is a predicted model, not a curated record. The coding region runs from base 37 to 831 and encodes 264 amino acids. The transcript has 4 exons. NCBI's taxonomy places the organism in Eukaryota, Viridiplantae, Streptophyta, Magnoliopsida, Brassicales, Brassicaceae.